Messenger RNA from Bombina bombina (fire-bellied toad), 2591 nucleotides. RefSeq names its product retinoic acid induced 2 (gene RAI2). The record is from RefSeq and is a predicted model, not a curated record. Bases 289 to 1944 code for a protein of 551 amino acids. NCBI's taxonomy places the organism in Eukaryota, Metazoa, Chordata, Amphibia, Anura, Bombinatoridae. Gene Ontology annotation, biological process: animal organ development. Gene Ontology annotation, cellular component: nucleus. The transcript has 2 exons.
UCACUACACAAGCACCAUCCUGACAGACAUUUCCAGAUGGCUUCCUGCACCAGCCUGUCGCAUCAUUACUGCUCUGCCAUCUAUUUUCUACCUACACAAUAGUGGAUAAUCCUUCUGUUCACUAUAUGUCAUUCUCUACAUUUCAAUUGGAUACUGGUCUUUGAAUGUGAUAACAAAGGCCAUGAACAUGCAUGUGAGUGACAUUCCCUGCAAGGCUGGCUCUAAGGUUUACUUUAAGGAAAUGUAAGCACGAUAAUCUGAACAAAGUUGUGUACCAACAGCAGAAAAAUGGAGGAGCUAUAUAAAGACACUCCAGAACUACAAAUAGACUUGAACAAUCCUCCCUCUACUAUCCAGAACAAUAAGCUUGAAAAUGGGGUUGCACAGCUGAUUACAGCCGAAGCGUGGAAUAUUAAUCCUUCAGGCCUUAUGAAAAAAGCCUUAUCACCUCUGAUACCUGGUCCAGCACCAUCUGUUCUUAGCCCACCUUCGGAUUCACAAAGCGGAGUAGCAUUGAAGGUGGCUGCAACCGUGCUUCAGCCAAUUUGUCUGGGAGAAAAUCCAGUGGUUUUGCCAAUCCAUUGGCAGGUAGCUAGUGGCACAUCACCACAAAUGAACACAAACAGUAGCACGCCCUACGUCAUAACCACACAAGGUCCCGUCCCACUGCCUUUACUUUUGGAGCAACAUGUAUUUCAGCACUUGAAUUCUCCACUUGUUUUGUCCCAAGCCCCACCAUGUUCUACUACCCCCAUCCAGAAUCCACUUUUUUCAGGACCAGCUGCAUCUGUGGCUCAGCCACAAAUUUUAGAUGAGAAGACUUCUAGCCCAGUACAGGAGGCUGUGUUGCCACCAGUGUUUCAAACACCAGGCUUCACAGCUGUGUUACAGGAUUUGUUUCCUUCACCAAACAGUUUGGGAGCACCAUCUCCCUGUCAUGUUUCUCCAGAUUAUGCAUCUCCUAAUCUUCACUCUGUUCCACCUCAAGCCUUUAACUCACCUUUGUCACCACUUGUUCCUCCAGCUACCCUGCUGGUACCAUACCCUGUAAUAGUGCCACUGCCUGUUCCAGUGCCUAUACCAAUACCAAUUCCAAUCCCAAUGCCCCCCACAGAGUGUAAAGGGACAGCAGACUUUCCAAAAUCUACAGAAAUUCCAAAGAGCUGCAAAGCUACCCAGACCCCUUUGGAGAAAGAGGAAGUCAAGCCUUUUGAACUUACAACCAAACAAGAGUUUUUACAAUUUAAUCGCCACACAGUGAUUAAAAUGAGUAAUGAAAAUGAGGCACUGGACCUCUCAUUGAAAAAUGAGCCGCAAGUUAAUAGUGAAGCAAGUACUCAAGUUUUUCAGGAAGAUGGUGUUCUAGAUUUGUCUGUACCAUUAUCUAAGAGAUGUGGAAAUUUGAGUACUCAAAUCAGCACAACAUUUUCUUGUGGGUCUUUGACUGAGCCCAUAGGGAAUUCCAAUGGCAAGAAUGCUUCUGUUGUGACCCCCUUAAAUCCUCAUCUACAUCACGAGAUGACGCAAAAGCAAGACAGUAGAAUUAUAUGCAACAACUCCACAGAACUUCUGGUCCAACAAAAGUGGGGUGCUGAACAAAACAGAGCCUCCCAUGAUCCAAAAACUGACAACAAUAUUGAAAUAGUGAAUAGCUCCCAGACAGCAAAAGUCAUUGUAUCAGUCAAGGAUGCAGUGCCUGCUAUCUUCUGUGGUAAAAUAAAAGGAGUUUCCACAAAAAACUUUUCUUUUAAAAGGGACAUGCCACAGGACUCUUCUGUACAGUGCUAUGAUGUGAAGAGUCAGGGUGAGAAUAGGGAAAAUGCUGAAGCACUACGAAAGCCCAUUAAAAACAGAAGUGUAAAGUUAAAGAAAGUCAGUUCACAAGAAAUACAUAUUCUUCCAAUUAAAAAGCAGCGACUGGCUGCAUUUUUCCCAAGAAAAUAGCUGUUUAUCACUACAUAGUGAAAAAAGCAGUAUGAAAUUAAUUUACAACACAUCAUUAGCCUAAUAAAAAAAAAGUAAAAUAUUUAAAUGUUUUUUUGGGCCAGUUUAUAUAGUGAAAGACAGUGUUGCUCUAUUUGACAAGAAAAUUUGUUGUUAAGAAUUAUUGUUGACUUUGAACUUUUAAGUGCUACAAAUGCUAUUGGGGCCUCAUUGUAGCAGUAAGGGAAUAGCUCUACCAGUCGAUAUUUCUUUGUAAUUUAUUAUAUUUAAGAUGGAAGACAAGAGUUUAAUAGAGCUAAAUAAACGUCAUCAUUUGUAACAUGUAUCUUAGCAGGUAUAACCUUUUAGAGAACAGACAAAAAAAUGAAAACAUGAAGAUUUUCUUGAUAGUCCUCUAUGGUGAUUUGCCUUCUACAUUGAACUUGCCUUUAAACAUGUAUGGCAAUCAGUACUUUUCUACUAUUUUAACUUGUACUGUAUUUACAAAGUAAAAGAAUAACAUAUUUUUAAGUGGAUUGCACAUUUUAGGCUUUUCUUAUAGCAAUGAUUUGGCCAGAAUGGUUUUUCUGCCAAAAAUUGCUUUAAAGUUGUAUUUAAUAUGAACUGCUACAAUGCAUAUUUAAAAUAAAUGUUUGUAAGUGCUAUAA